AUGGGAAAAAAUCACAGGUUCAAACUGUCAGACAUAAUGCCAAACGCCUGGUUUUACAAGCUGAGGGACAUGAGCAAAUCCAACAAACCCCCAAAAAACCCAAGAAUGUUACCACCACCUCCGGCCCAAAAGAACCCCCGAAAAUCCUACUACCACUCCUCUGAAUCCCGGCCCAUCCACAACCCGAUUUCGCCCCGAAACCCGAAGCUCGUCGAGACUCGUUUCCCCCACGAACCCAACCGGCGCUCGUCCAAGAAACGUGCGAGACGCAAGACGAUAUACAUGCCAUCCCCACGGCCGAGGCACGAAGAUUUCGACUCGCAAGACUUGAGGGAUUUUUUUCUCGAGUCCGAUUCAUCCGGGCCCGGCCCGGAUCACGACGGGCAUUUCCCGGGCCUUGCCGCGGAGCCUGACUCGACAUUUGAGCCGGACCUCGACCUACCGCUGCCAAUCGUGACAAAGCCGGUUAUUGGGCCGAAGAGGAAUGUGGGCCCGGCCCGGAAGUCAUUCUCCCGGGCCAGAGGGGUGAAGGUGAAGGUCCGUGGGAACGGGCCGAGAACAGGAACGAAAGUCAACCGAAGAGGGAUUAAGGGCCCAAACGGAGUUGGGGAAAACCGGGCCGGCCCGUUUUACGCGGAGAGUUUAGCCAUCGUGAAGGCCUCGGUCGACCCAGAAUGGGACUUCCGGGAGUCGAUGGUGGAGAUGAUUGUGGAGAAUAAUAUACGGGCUUCGAAGGAUCUCGAGGAUCUUCUCGCGUGUUACCUCUCGUUGAACUCGAAUCAGUAUCACGGGCUGAUUAUCCGAGCGUUCGAGCAAAUAUGGUUGCGGCUCAUGUCAGAUCAAGAGCACCAAUUUUAG
Molecule: messenger RNA, 858 nt
Organism: Striga hermonthica
Lineage: Eukaryota; Viridiplantae; Streptophyta; Magnoliopsida; Lamiales; Orobanchaceae
Source: the annotation of a GenBank genome assembly